UAAUCACUCCCCUCUACGAAGACGAAGAAAAAAAAAAGCCCAAACCCUCGGCGCGCCGAGGCGGAGAUCGCCCGUCCCCGCCGCUCGGAUCCCCGGGGCGCGCGGCUUGACCUAACCGGCGGCGCGGGGGGCGCCCCGUCGCGUGGUGGCGCGCGGCCCAAGGAGCCCUCCGCCUCAGCCUUGACACCCCGCGAGCGCGGGGGAGGGGCCUGCCGCCCCCCAAAGCCUUUUCAGCCAUGGCGGCCGCGGACGCGCGGCGCUUGGCGGUGGUGCCGCAGCUAGAUAUCGCACAGAUUCUGAAGGAGGCUCAACAGCGAUGGUUGCGUCCUGCUGAAAUUUGUGAAAUACUUAAGAACUACAGAAGUUUCCGUAUUGCACCAGAACCACCAAACAGGCCUCAAAGUGGCUCGCUUUUCCUAUUUGAUCGGAAAGUAUUGAGAUACUUCAGGAAAGAUGGCCAUAAUUGGAGGAAGAAAAAGGAUGGGAAGACUGUCAAAGAGGCCCAUGAAAGGCUGAAAUCUGGAAGUAUUGAUGUGCUUCAUUGCUACUAUGCACAUGGGGAAGAGAACGAGAAUUUCCAAAGGAGGACUUACUGGAUGUUGGAAGAGGAUUUUAUGCACAUUGUUCUUGUACAUUAUCUUGAGACCAAGGGUGGGAAAUCUCGUACUAGGGGGCAUAACGACAUGCUUCAAGCAGCUGCUAUGGAUAGUCCAUUAAGUCAAUUACCUUCCCAAACUAUAGAGGGUGAAAGCUCAGUUAGUGGGCAGUUCUCUGAAUAUGAAGAGGCGGAAUCAGCAGAUAUUUAUUCAGGAGGAGCCGGAUACAACUCUUUCACUCAGAUGCAGCACCAGCAAAAUGGAAUUGGACCUGUGAUUGAUGCUUCUAUGUUCAGUUCUCAUGUUCCUGCUUCAUCCAUAGGUAAUUAUCAGGGACAACAUGCUAUGGGAGACACAGCAAGCUUCUUUUCUAGUACCCAGCAUGAUUCACCUCUUGUCUUCCGUGAUCCAAACCUUGAACAUGCAACUAAUGGGAAUGAACUAUCAUGGAAUGGGGUUAUGAAGCCUGAUGAAGGGGCUGUUCAAAUGUCUCAUCUACAAAAUACUGUUCAACCUGAGCAAUUCACACAAGGUCCAGGGGUUGAAUACUUGACAUUUGAUGAAGUAUAUUCUGAUGGACUGAGUCUUAAGGAUAUAGGUGCUGCAGGAGCUGAUGUAGAACCAUUCUGGCAGUUCUCUGGUGCCACUGGUGAUAUAUCUGCAACACAGAAUAGCAUCCAACAAAAUGAUGGAUCUCUAGAGGCAGCUAUUGGCUACCCGUUUUUGAAGACUCAGUCAUCCAAUCUAUCUGACAUCCUGAAAGACAGCUUUAAGAAAUCUGACAGUUUUACAAGAUGGAUGAGCAAAGAGCUUCUUGAAGUUGAGGAUUCCCAAAUCCAGUCUAGCUCAGGGGCGUACUGGAACACUGAAGAGGCAGAUAGUAUUAUCGAAGCAUCAAGCCGUGAGCCACUGGAUCAGUUCACUGUGGCCCCUAUGGUUUUGCAAGAUCAGCUAUUUACUAUAGUUGAUUUUUUGCCAAGCUGGACAUAUGCAGGCUCAAAGACCAAGGUUUUAGUUACUGGUAGAUUCUUACAUGCCAAUCAAGUCACAGAGAGACACAAGUGGUCAUGCAUGUUUGGAGAAGUUGAAAUUCCAGCAGACAUUUCAGCAGAUGGGAGUCUUCGAUGUUAUUCUCCCCCACAUAAACCGGGCCGAGUUCCUUUCUAUGUCACCUGUUCCAACAGAUUAGCCUGUAGUGAAGUACGUGAGUUUGAAUUCCGACCAAGUGACUCUCAAUACAUGGACGCUCCUAGCCCGCUUGGUGCAACAAACAAAGUUUAUUUCCAGAUACGUCUUGAUAACCUAUUGUCCCUGGAACCACAUGAUUACCAAGCUACUAUAACUAACCCCAGUAAGGAGAUGAUCGAUUUGAGCAAGAAGAUAAGUUCACUGUUGGCGAACAAUGAUGAGUGGUCCAAGUUACUCAAGUUGGCUGAUGAUAACGAGCUUCUUACUGAUGAUCAGCAGGAUCAAUAUGCUGAAAAAUUGAUCAAGGAAAAACUACAUGUCUGGCUUCUCCAUAAAGUAGGCGAUGGUGGCAAAGGACCCAGUGUGUUAGAUGACGAGGGGCUGGGUGUGCUUCAUCUUGCAGCUGCCCUUGGUUAUGGUUGGGCCAUAAGACCAACUGUUACUGCUGGUGUGAACAUAAAUUUCAGAGAUUUUCAUGGAUGGACUGCACUCCAUUGGGCUGCAUUUUGUGGCAGAGAACGGACUGUUGUAGCACUUAUUGCAUUGGGAGCAGCUCCUGGAGCUUUGACAGAUCCACAUCCUAAUUACCCUGCUGAAAGCACACCGGCAGACCUUGCAUCUGCUAAUGGACAUAAGGGUAUCUCUGGUUUCCUGGCUGAAUCCUCUCUGACAAGUCAUCUUCAAGCACUCAAUCUGAAGGAAGCCAAUAUGUCUGAAAUCUCUGGUCUACCUGGUAUUGUUGAUAUCACUGAGAGAAGUGCAUCGCAACCUGCAAUUGGAGAUUCAUUAGGUGCUGUUCGAAAUGCUGCUCAAGCUGCUGCUCUGAUAUAUCAAGUUUUCAGGGUGCAAUCCUUCCAGAGGAAGCAAGCAAUUCAAUAUGAGGGUGACAAAGGUGGCAUAUCAGAUGAGCAUGCGCUUUCUCUUGUGUCUAUGAAGGCAUCUAAACCAGGCCAGCUUGAUCCGCUAAAUGCUGCUGCAUCUCGUAUUCAAAAUAAAUAUAGGGGAUGGAAGGGGAGAAAGGAAUUUCUUCUCAUCAGACAGAGAAUUGUAAAGAUCCAGGCUCAUGUGCGAGGCCACCAGGUGAGGAAGCAUUAUCGGAAAAUAGUUUGGUCUGUUGGGAUAGUGGAAAAAGUUAUAUUGCGCUGGAGGCGAAGAAGGGCUGGGUUACGUGGUUUUAGGCCCACAGAAGGUGCAAUAGAGAGCAGCAGUGGUGGAACAAGUAGCAGUUUGGUCGCUGAUAAACCUGCUGGCGAUGACUAUGAUUUCUUGCAAGAAGGACGAAAGCAAACUGAAGAAAGGCUACAGAAAGCUCUUGCCAGAGUGAAGUCCAUGGUUCAAUACCCAGAAGCAAGGGAUCAGUACCAACGGAUUUUGAACGUUGUAUCAAAAAUGCAAGAGUCGCAGAUUGUGCAAGAAAAGAUUUUAGAUGACUCAGCCGAGAUGGAUGAAGGCAAUUUCAUGAGUGAAUUCAAGGAGCUGUGGGAUGAUGAUACACCUCUACCUGAUUAUUUUUAGUGCUAUAGACUAAUUGGUGGUGUCGCUGUAAAUCUCCUCCAGUGCUGCCGUAUUGACACCUACCGAAGUUGAUAACCCAAACUCUCGACGUAGCAUCGCCAAUGAAUAUCGUGAUCUUAAAAUCUUAAAUGCUUGGAUUUGGAUUCAGUUUCGGUAUUCUUUUCUGUUAUGUUAUAGCGUUAUGUACAGUAGAACCUUGUUUACCAUUGAUGGAGCCAUGUAUAUGCAGUAUGGAUGAAUCUAAUGUAGAAAGUUGGUGGUUGUAUCAUUUGAGUUCAAAGAUGCAUGCGUGGUUAGCAA
This is a messenger RNA of Oryza brachyantha (malo sina), 3599 nucleotides long. RefSeq names its product calmodulin-binding transcription activator 3-like. Gene Ontology annotation, biological process: regulation of transcription by RNA polymerase II. The transcript has 13 exons. NCBI's taxonomy places the organism in Eukaryota, Viridiplantae, Streptophyta, Magnoliopsida, Poales, Poaceae. Gene Ontology annotation, molecular function: protein binding; transcription coregulator activity; double-stranded DNA binding. The coding region runs from base 237 to 3299 and encodes 1020 amino acids. Gene Ontology annotation, cellular component: nucleus. The record is from RefSeq and is a predicted model, not a curated record.